AUCAGAUUUCAGUGGUUUUUAAUCCGGGGAAAUGGAGCAGCAUCGCGGCAGGUCGUCUGUGAAUCAACAGUAUAUUUCAGAUCAGUUCAAGAAAAAUGACGAGACGUUUAGAAACACCAUGGAGCGGAUUUUUAAAAAGUACGCAAGUUUAGGUGAUGCAGGACCUGAAGUCUGUCUUAAAACAAUGACCAUCACAUCUACAGAAGGUACUGUGCCUUUGUACAGCACCGAAGCAGAAGAGGAGUUGGAACAAUUAAGGAACAAUGUCAAAGAGAUUCCAGUGCAGGACUUGGAUAAUCCUCAGGAAGACCAGAGUCUUUUGGAUCAAGAUAUGGAUGUAACAAUGAACCAUUCCCACCAGGUGGAGAACAGCAACAGCAGCCUGUGGUGUGGUUCGGAGACAUCUCAUCUCUCUCUGAAAUCAUUCAGCUCUCGUAGCUGCUUGUGGGGCGAGCUGUCUCAGCCCGAGGAAGACGACCCGGAUUUGGAAAGAACACUAAACAGCAACGGUAGUACUCUGUUAGACAUCUAUCCAAGCAUGCUGAACCAGAUUGGCGAGGCGUAUCGACGUCAGCACACGACCGAUGCGGCUAGUGCCAUCUUGCGCAGAUACCAUCGCAAGCGCUGGCAGUCAUCCCAAGCACAGCACCACAAUCGUGACUUGAAGAAGAAAAGAGAGAGCUUGUUCGCGGCCUCAAAACCCCCCCAUGAUAACAUCAUAAACGAUCAGAGACGCAAGUUUAAGUAUCAGGGAUCUCCACCUCACAAAAGCACACGGGACUUUUCCCCAAUGAAGGGUAUCAGUAAUGCUUCUGUCGUUUCCACGGCUUGUUUUUAUUCACCAAGAAGAGAUGAUGCGGAGAAAAGGGCGGGAGUGGAAAAUGUGUCCUGGUGGACAGGCCGACCCUCAAAAAGUGAGUCUCCAUAUCAACCUGUACGUGUGCUGGACCUUUCGACGCCGCCGUCUUCUGCUUCCUCCUCCCCAUGUUCUCCAUCACCAGAUCUCAACCAGACCUACAUUGUUGAACCUGUCCCUUUGCCAAGAUCUCCUGGGCUUCCAGCUUCUUCCGUCUUUGGCCCAACCUGGUCACCAUUAAAACUGGCCAGAAUGUCUUCUUUUGCAAGCCAAGGAGGCAAGAAUGUUCAUUCCUCACCAUCUUUCUAUCACUCAGGUCUGCACAGGGAAAACAACAAUUUUCUACAGAAACCAGGUUUUCUUUCUCAACUAAGGAGUCCUCUAAAGGCCAGAAUUAGCCAGGAACACGACCAGCAAACCUCUUUGUCCUAUCCCAAACGAGUGUCGCCUGCGAUUCAUACCUCCGAGAAGUCCCACCGUCUGAGACCUUAUCCGUCUCCAUGCCAGCAAAUCCCACCCCUUCAGGAAACUUCCACCAAACACCUGAAGCGUCGGCUAUCCUUGCACAGCUGCUAUUCCCCGUCCUCUUCCGUCUCCCAGAUCCCGAGCAGGCAGAUUGACGCCGAGUUCAUGAGUCUGUAUCAUCAUUUUAUCUGUUGCAGCACCAAUCCUACAUCUUCCUGUCACCUGUGCAAGAGGCGCUCAGGGCUCAGUCCUACCCCGUCCUCUACGAGCAUGUCCGCACUGUCUUUGACACCUGUACGGAGCAGACUAAAGAAGCGACAUCGUGAGCCAGAGGUAACGGAGUCCUUGCGCUUCAAGCGUUUCCGUGAGAGCUGUUCUCCACGCCGAACCACCCAAUUCUGGCCGAAGCAGCAGCACCAGGCAAACACCUUUGUCAAUACCACAAGAGUGGAGUCCAAUGAGGACAAAUACACCUGGAACAGAGCUCUUCUCUUGCAGUGUCCAAGCCCAGGAUUCCUCACAGCCAUUAGACAGCAUCGAAAAAGUACAUCAGGAAGCAAUGGGAAAGGACCAGGCUCCAGACUGGACCUGCAAACACAACACUACUCUCCUGGUCCAUCUUGGAGAGAUUCACUGAGAUGUAGUGCUGAAGGUGAGAAAUAUUACGUCUCUGAAGCGUAUGCAGGCACCAGGUCACCAAUGAGACCCUGGGAUCAAAGUGAUUCAGUCUCUCCAAGGCUGUCAAGGAGGCGACUUCUGUACGGACCUCUCCAGUGAUGAGUGUUCCCUAUUCUCUUUUGGGACGCCUGAUUUACAAGAAGCCAUUUCCAGCAAUGUACCAGAUUUGUACAGUUGCCAAGAAAGUCAGACUGGAAACAUUACAUUCCACAGUCUCCAGUGUAGACAUUGAUUUAAAACUUGCUUGUGAAAAUCCUAGGAUUAUAACCGGGAUAAAGCCACUAGAAGCAAAAAAAAAAAAAAAAACAUUUUUGAACUAGAAUAUUUUCUAAAGGCCUGUCCAGUUUAUCUAAAUGAUCUUGCUUUCCAAUAACUUCUGUAAUAUAGUUUAUUACAUUUUAAAAUCUGAACUUAAGUAUAGACAAUACCCAAGAGUCUUGAUGUUUUGUUUGUAAAUGCCAGUUGUGUGUUCGUAAUGCCUGUAAACCAAUUUUAAUAAAUAAGUUGACUUUCUACAUUAAAAUAAUCAA
Molecule: messenger RNA, 2529 nt
Organism: Clarias gariepinus (North African catfish)
Lineage: Eukaryota; Metazoa; Chordata; Actinopteri; Siluriformes; Clariidae
Gene: hjurp
Exons: 10
Coding region: 32-2098 (688 amino acids)
Source: RefSeq, a predicted model, not a curated record